Messenger RNA from Cryptotermes secundus, 3560 nucleotides. Its product is annotated as serine/threonine-protein kinase VRK1. Gene Ontology annotation, cellular component: nucleus; cytoplasm. The coding region runs from base 180 to 1622 and encodes 480 amino acids. Gene Ontology annotation, molecular function: protein serine/threonine kinase activity; ATP binding. Gene Ontology annotation, biological process: peptidyl-serine phosphorylation; signal transduction. The record is from RefSeq and is a predicted model, not a curated record. The transcript is spliced from 8 exons. Lineage: Eukaryota; Metazoa; Arthropoda; Insecta; Blattodea; Kalotermitidae.
GCCAAUGCCACCAAAGAAUGCAAAAGCGGAAGAUAAGAAAGAAGUGUGGCGCGAUAUGUUUAUCUGUAUGAAUUUUGAAAGAUCUGAAGCAUACAAGCAGAAGGUGAUCCUUGGAUAAGCACGUUGGUUCAGUUGAAAAGAAUAGUUCCUUUUUUCGAAUUAACUGGCAGAUCAGAAUAAUGUCCAAAAAGCCAGUCAAGCCAAUGGCAAUGAAGAAAACAGCAAGGCAAAGAAAAGCUGCAAAUGGGUAUAAGUUACCUGACCCCAUUCCUGUUGGAGAAAUUGUAAGGGAUGUAACUAAGAAGGAAUGGCAGAUCGGUCCUUCAAUAGGCAUUGGCGGAUUUGGAGAGAUCUAUGCUGCAUCAGACGUUUCACACUCUCCAAGAAAAAAGGCUGCUUUACCUUACGUUAUAAAAAUUGAACCCCAUGGUAAUGGACCCUUAUUUGUGGAAAUGCAUUUCUAUAUGAAAGUGGCAAAACCUGAUCAAAUUGAAGAAUGGAAAAAGCAGAAAAAGUUGAAGUCACUAGGUAUGCCUCGAUAUCUUGGAUCUGGCUCUCAUGAGUGUAAUGGACUGAAGUACCGCUUUGUGGUGAUGGACAGAUAUGGAAAGGAUCUUUGGUCCCUGUUUCUUCAGAAUAAACGAGUGUUUAUGUUACCAGCAGUUUUGAGAGUGGGUCUGCAAAUAAUUGAUGUAUUAGAGUACAUUCACAGCAAGAUGUACGUUCAUGCGGAUAUCAAGGGGGGAAAUCUGUUGCUGGGCUUUCAGAAGGGCACAGAGAACCAGGUCUAUCUUGUUGAUUUUGGAUUGGCUUCUCACUAUUCACAGAAGGAAUACAAGCCAGACCCAAAGAAAGCUCACAAUGGAACCAUUGAGUACACAAGCAGAGAUGCUCAUGUUGGAGUACCUACAAGGAGAGGUGAUCUUGAGAUAUUGGCAUACAAUAUGUUGCAAUGGCUGACUUCCAAACUUCCGUGGGAAAACAAUUUAAGUGAUCCACUGUAUGUACAUCAGCAGAAAUCUAAAUAUAUGGACAACAUUCCUGAACUCAUGAAGAAAUGUUUUCCUAAGACUACUCCACCUGCCGUACUGGUCAAGUAUUUUCAGUAUGUUGCUAGCCUACGGCAUGAUGCAGAUCCUGACUACGAGUACUGUCAGAAGUUACUGAAGAAGGGUCUCAAGGAUUUAAACUGCUCUGUGGGUGGAAACUUGGAUCUCUCAGCAAAAGCACCUGUAACUAGAAGUAGUCCAACGAAAGCAAACAACAAGAUUCCUUCCAGUGAUGACAAAGCUACCGCAUCUGACACUGAGCCACAUAAUAAAAAGAAAGUUGUGGCCAGUGGAACUGGAAAUCUGAAUCGAACAAAACAGCUCAGAGAUCAUUUUUCUGGUAGCAGUUCCAGCGAUGAAUCUGAUUAUGACAAAGAUAAUGCUGAUAACUACAGCAAGAAGGCAAAGUUAUGUAAUACAAACAAGAAAACUAAAACUAAUCCUGUUCCCAGCUGGAGAGACUGUCCAACAGCAAUUGCAAGUAAUGUGAACAGAGCCGGAGAAUACAAAAGAAUAAAUCAUGAUAAUGAGAACCAGAGGGUUAAGAAACAGAAGAAGAAAACAGAUGCUUGAUAGUAAAUUUGCCAUGUUACAUGUGUUUCUUUGUGACUAAAAAUGUUAAGACUGAUAAUUGCUUAAAAGUUGCAUUUCACUGAACAGUUCUGUUCUCUUGUCUAACACAGUGGCAGUAAUAAAUGUGGCACAAGUUUAUACUUCCCUCUUUGGUUCUGCAACAUGUUUAUGCAUUACUGUACUUAAACCAUCCAAAAGUGUCAAUAAUUACAGAGUACUUGUAACUGCUCUUGUGUAUUUUAUCUCAAAUCAUUGAAAAUUUUGGAGAGAUUCAUGAUUGAAUUUAAUUAGCAUCACAGAUCUUAAAUGCUGCAAACCCUCAAGGAAGCACACUGCAUGGUUUUAUUGUACCAUAUUUGGAGUUUGUUUGUUGCAGGACCUUUCUUGUUACGAUUUUCAUGUCGAUCCUGAAGCAUGAAACUCUUCUUGGGAGUGCCAUUUUCUGAAGCCAUUAUGUUAAUUCUUGCAUGAGAAAUAAUAUUUAGUAUAAGUAGUAAAACUUAUGCUCUAUCUACAGAAUACAAAUCUCUGUCAUUUGUAGGUACGUUUUUUGGUUGGUAUGAAGAGGAGUUGCAAUAUCUGAGACAACAGAAAAUUCUGGCUAGCACUUGUAAGGCAAAUCAGUUUAUCUCACUCCAGCAAGCUGUGCAUAAUUACUUGAUUUUUGCCCUUUCUCCUCUUGCAGCCUAGUGUUCUUUUAGAGUUUGGCUCCCUUUCCUAGUAUAUUUUUUAUAUUGUUGGUUCUGAACCUGUCCUAAAUUUAUUAGCUGUUUAUAGUUUCACUAUCAUCACCAUCAACAUCUGGGAUUAAGUAGUGGGCUGUCCUCAAUUACAAGGAUUAAAACUGUUCCCUCUUUUUGUUCGAUGUUCUUGGCUUCUACUCUUCAUGGGAUUUCGUUUUCUGGCAUCAGUUUCAUUAUCAGAAGAACUAAGACCAAUUCUUGCGUGCCAAUUUCCAUAACAAUGGAAUUUCAAGCAUAGUAUAUACAGGCUUCAGAAGUGAAGUGUACAGGAAUGUCAGUAUCAGUCAGGGACAUUUUGGUGUCCAGUGUAUUCUGAUUUUUCAUAAAAUUACAAAGUGGAAUCAUGUGUUUAAUAAAACACUUUUACUUAAGCUAUACUGCUUAGCUGGGUAACUCAUGGUUACACUUCUAUUAAGAGGGAUACAAAUGUACAUGUGUAAGAUAUUAACCAAGAUGUAACUUUUUUACCACUAUGCAGAGUAACAGAAAGUAAACAUUAACUUCUUGUUUGCUGUUAGUGCAACAAAUACCAUACCAGUGGCACAAUAUGUUUAAGUAAGUUAUCAAAUAUAGAUUGAUUUUGUUCUUUUAAUUUUAAUUGUAAACAGUAUUAAUUUUCUUUGUCUCUGGCAAUAGAAUGUCAAGCCUAGUGGUAUUAACGGUUUAAAUUUCUGUUUGAACAUACUGAAGCUUAUAAAAAUUUUGCUAUAGAGAACAGUUUGCCUGUCACAAAUUUAAUCCCUCUUCCGUUCCUGAUCAGCAUUGUACUGUGCCACACAUGAGAAUUGUAACAUGGUACUUUUGCAUCAGGAAAUUAUGUUCAUAAAAAUCCUGUAGUUUAUUUUUUUUUCAUGCCAGUUUUCUUAAUUUCUUUGCUAUCGACUGGUAAAUUUAAGUCCAGCAGUCCAUCACAUAAAAAAAAAGGUGGGAACUUAAAUGAGUAAAUAUGAUUUCUUGUUAUUAUAUUAUUUUUUAAUGAUAUGUUCAUACUGAGUGUCCAUUUGUGUAACUGCAGCCUAGCGUUUGUUAUGCUCAGUUUCAAACUGUACUUUUAUUUGUACUCCAUUUUCAUAAAGUUUAACAUUUAAUGUUAUUUUAAAUGAUAAAUGUGCUUUCGUAGAUGUAAAUAUUCAUGAUUCACUUGUAAACUUUCAUGCCUAAUAAUAGAAUAGAAGAACACUUUUUGAAAUCUGAA